AUGGCGUCAGAAGGAGCAGGAGCAGCCGGAGCAUCAGGAGCUGAGCUGAAGCUGCAGUUUGCUCCCUUCAGUAGUGCCCUGGAGGCCGGCUUCUGGCACCAGCUGACCCAGAAGAAGUUGAACGAAUACAGACUGGACGAGAGCCCCAAGACCAUCAAAGGGUUCUACUACAACGGUGAUCCCGUGGGCCUACCGACUCGACUCACUCUGGAGUUCAGUGCUUUUGAUGUUGAUGGACCCACUCCCGCUCGCUGCUGCUCAGCCUCAGGAACCCUGUACAACACAAACACCUUGGACGCUUUCAAAGCCACCGAUAAGAAAGCCAUGUUGGAAAAGCAAGCUAACGAGAUAUGGGAUGCCAUCCAGUCUGGAGCUGCAGUAACCGACCCAUCCAUUCUGUGCAGAUUUAUCCUCCUCACUUUUGCAGAUUUGAAGAAGUAUCAUUUUUAUUACUGGUUCUGCUUCCCCGCUCUCUGCUUCCAAGAGGGAAUAAAGCUACUUCAAGAGCCGAGAGUCAUCGAAAAAGUAUUCUCAUCCAAACAGAUCUCAUCGCUGCAGCAGACGUACGACUCACUGUGUUUGCUAAAGGGCACAACAGCAGUCCCGUACUUUCUACUGAAAUACAGUGAGGACUUGGUGGAGAUGGCUGACCUGAAGGACUGGGACACUUUCUUUGGAGACGCUAAGAAGGUCUCAGUGGGCGUUUACGAUCCGUGUACUCUGUCCCUACAUCCGGGCUGGCCCCUGAGGAACCUGCUGCUUCUUAUCGCUUACAGAUGGGGCUCGAGGCUGGAGGAGCUGGAGGUCCUUUGUUUCAGAGACCGGACGUUACAGGGCAGUCGCUCCAUCAGGCACAGUGUACUCCUCCAGCUCAAACUGCCUUUUCUCGCCUCCAACUCAGCCUUUCCCAAGAGUGUGGGCUGGGAGAAGAACCCCAAAGGAGCCAUGGGACCAAGGAUGGUGAAUCUGAGUGAAUGCAUGGACCCAAAAAGACUGGCAGAGUCUUCUGUGGACUUGAACCUGAAGCUGAUGCGCUGGAGACUGGUUCCUUCUCUGGAUCUGGACAAAGUGAUCAACACCAAGUGUCUGCUGCUGGGAGCGGGAACUCUGGGCUGCAACGUGGCCCGAACCCUCAUGGGCUGGGGCGUCAGACACAUCACGUUUGUGGACAAUGCUAAGAUCUCCUACUCAAACCCGGUCCGUCAGCCUCUGUAUGAGUUUGAGGACUGUCUGGGAGGAGGGAAGCCCAAGGCCACAGCUGCAGUGGACCGACUCCGCAAGAUCUUCCCCGGAGUGAUCGCAGAGGGCUUCAGCAUGAGUAUCCCGAUGCCCGGUCAUCCCAUAGACUUUUCUGAGGCCACAGUGUCCCAGGCCCAUAGGGACGUGCAGCACCUGGAGGAUCUCAUCUCUAAACACGACGUGGUCUUCCUGCUCAUGGACACGAGGGAGAGUCGCUGGCUGCCCACAGUCAUCGCUGCCAGCAAGAGAAAGCUGGUUAUAAACGCUGCUCUCGGCUUCGACACGUUCGUGGUGAUGCGUCAUGGUCUGAAGUCCGUCACCAACAGCGUCUCCUCCACUUCCUGCUCCUCCUCCGCCACUUCCUGUGCAUCCACUCCAAGCUCGGCCCCGUCCGCUACAGGCUCUGCCCCCUCUGCUCCAGGCCACACCCCCUCUACUCCAGGCUCCUCCCUCUUCUCAAACAUCCCCGGACACAAACUUGGCUGCUACUUCUGCAACGAUGUCGUAGCUCCGGGAGAUUCAACGAGGGACCGCACCCUGGACCAGCAGUGCACCGUGAGCCGUCCGGGACUUGCCAUGAUCGCUGGAGCUCUAGCCGUGGAGAUGAUGGUGUCCAUACUACAGCACAGCGAAGGUGGAUAUGCCGUGGCCAGCAGCAGUGACGACAGGAUGAAUGAGCCGCCCACCUCCCUCGGCUUGGUGCCACAUCAGAUUCGAGGCUUUCUCUCCAGAUUCGACAACGUUCUCCCGGCGAGUUUGGCCUUCGACAAGUGCACCGCUUGCUCGCCCAUCGUCUUGGAUCACUACGAGAGAGAGGGCUUCCAGUUCCUGUCCAACGUUUUCAAUUCCUCCCACUCGUUCCUGGAAGACCUCACAGGGCUAACCCUGCUGCACCAGGAGACCCAGGCGGCCGAGAUCUGGGACAUGAGCGACGACGAGAGCAUCUAA
Messenger RNA from Knipowitschia caucasica, 2187 nucleotides. Lineage: Eukaryota; Metazoa; Chordata; Actinopteri; Gobiiformes; Gobiidae. The record is from the annotation of a GenBank genome assembly.